AUGAGGAAAGAUCCGUACUAUACGGAUCCUGUUAGCCAUUAUACAUUCAGGACGUUGAAGUCUGCAGUUCGCUAUGUUGAAACCAACGAACUUACAGAACGUGCAUUUAUUCAGAAAACAAGUGUCCAUGAAGUGUACAACUUUGACAAGUCUACAGAUCUGCAUGAGAGUUUGCGUAAAAGAUUACUAACAAAAGACGAGAGGGCUGCUAUAAAAACUGCAAGUUCAUCAAAACCUGGAAGAUCAUCACGAGAGGUGGAAAUAAAUUACCAUGAGAAAACUUUAAAUAGAGAUGAGGACAUCGACACCUCUAUGGACCCGGUUUCACCAAAUGAGUGCAAAAAAAUCAAAAAGAAAAGCAGGAAGACAACAAAGAAAGAACCAAACUCUUCCAAAUCUAUCAAGGAUGCAAGUGGGAGGCCAUCGAAGUAG
This is a messenger RNA of Triticum turgidum subsp. durum (durum wheat), 432 nucleotides long. The record is from the annotation of a GenBank genome assembly. NCBI's taxonomy places the organism in Eukaryota, Viridiplantae, Streptophyta, Magnoliopsida, Poales, Poaceae.